AUGUCGAUUGUGUUAACACAGCGUUUCCUCGCCAGAGACGUUUUUGCCGUUCCGUUUCUUACGAAUCACGGCAUCCGUUUCCACUACUUCUCUCGUGUCUCUGUCUUACAUGUUCCUCAAAAGGUUCCUGUCUCGGCCUUGAAGCGUUUCUCUAAACCACAAGAAGUUCCUAUCAAACCCUCAAAGCCGUCGCAAUCUAAACCGGUUCCGGUUCAUGAGAAGCCGGUUCAAGCUCCGUGCACCACGAUCAAGACUGUGCCGCCGCAGUUUCAAGAAGGAGCAUUGUUUGCUGAUUCAGUCACGAUGGGUGGUGCUCCGUCGCCGAGACACUUGCCGAUUCCGAUGUUUUACGUAAGAGAGAAGAUGAAGGCUUAUCGCUUGAAUUGA
Molecule: messenger RNA, 387 nt
Organism: Thlaspi arvense
Lineage: Eukaryota; Viridiplantae; Streptophyta; Magnoliopsida; Brassicales; Brassicaceae
Source: the annotation of a GenBank genome assembly